UUUCUGGGUAAAUGGCCCAACCAGAGAGUUCUGCAGAUUUUGGCAUAGCUCAACAAAAUAACUAUUACUGCUACUGGCAAAGUCUCCCCUCUCCUAUUAGAGUGAAGCAGGAAUUCCAGCCCAGCCAGAGUUACCGCUAUGGCAACUGGUAUGCGCGACAGCACAGCUCUUACCUUCUUUCUGGCUACAGCUAUGGCUGUGCAGUGGAUGGAAAUGGACAGGACUGUUUUUCUGCGCAUGAGACUCCUGAACACACAGCUGAAACUCUGGUUAUGCCUAAGGAAACCACAACUCUAGCUGAAAACCAAGAUGAAGACCCACUAGAAGUGAUGUGGUCUCAGUAUGUUGCCCAGGCUGAUCUCAAACUCCCAGACUUAAGCAAUUCACUGGUCUCAGCUUCCCAAAGUGUUAAGGUUACAGAUCCACAUCUUCAUUUAAAUAUUGAGGAAUCAAACCAAGAGUUUAUGGUGAAAAGUGAAGAACUCUAUGACUCCCUCAUGAAUUGCCACUGGCAGGCUCUGGACACAGUUCACUCUGAAAUUCCAGAUGAGACCCCGAAGUGAAGCAAGGUGUUCAUUAAACUCCGCAAUUAUCAUA
Molecule: messenger RNA, 597 nt
Organism: Symphalangus syndactylus (siamang)
Lineage: Eukaryota; Metazoa; Chordata; Mammalia; Primates; Hylobatidae
Gene: C23H6orf52
Product: chromosome 23 C6orf52 homolog
Source: RefSeq, a predicted model, not a curated record